Messenger RNA from Zootermopsis nevadensis, 1476 nucleotides. Its product is annotated as mite allergen Lep d 7. The record is from RefSeq and is a predicted model, not a curated record. NCBI's taxonomy places the organism in Eukaryota, Metazoa, Arthropoda, Insecta, Blattodea, Termopsidae.
CCAAGCCUUUCUGAGUAAUCACAGUUACUGAUGAUUCAGUGGCUGGUCGUCGCGUCUCUCAACAACUGCUGUGCGUUUAGUGGACUCUACCAGGCAAGGAACAGCUGCAGUUAAAACAACUCAAAGGAUGGCCGAGGGACAUGUCUGGCUGCUGUUUCUGCUGUGUGGCUUUCACACACCCCUGGAAUCUGUCGGUGUACAACUUGUGGGGAUCCCCUCGGAAACUCAACUGACUGAGGCCCUUAUCAAUUCCGAGCGGCAUCACACAAGCAAUGUUUCGUCUACCCUGACGGUUUGCGAUAAUUCUGAAGGAUUAAUUGUUGGCAGUGAUGAUUUAAAGCCACUUGAUGUUUUUAACUCGACGGUGUGUGGCACGGUCAAUCUUAACAAGAUCGUGGAUGAACUUCUUGACGGUCUCCGCGUAGACAUCAUAAAGCAGGGAAAGGACCGAAUCAAAAUCCCAGACAUAGACGAAACAUUCAACAAAAGAGUGUACUUCAUUAAAGUUAAAGGUGAGUUCAAAGGUGAAAACGGCUGGGUGGAAAGUCUCUCCACCAUCCACAGAACAGCUGAUGCAGUAGCUUCGUCUUACGGCAAGAACCUCUCAGUUUCAUGUGGCUUUGGACUCGAACAUCUGGAAGUGGGUUAUGACAGGUACAGAGCGAAAUUCAUGAGACUCGGACCGCAUGGAAAGAUAAAUGGAAUUGUUGGCAAGAAUUCUAUACUUUUGAAAGCGACUGUAGCCUGGACUAAUCAAAAUUGCACUGUAGCUUUAAAUCAGCUGGUUUUAGACAGUUUCGGAGAUUUUAAGUUGAAAGUCACCGGUUUGGGGCCCAUGAACUGGUUGCUUUCCAAAAUCUCAACUUGGAUUUUGCAACAUUUCGAAUCAGAAAUUAAAGGCAGAGUAGAAUCCACGCUGAGAGAAGAAAUAGAGAAGAAACUGGACCAUUUUGACUGCAGUAAAUACUUCCCUAAACCCUAAUGUUAGAUGAUUACAAAGUGAAUUAGUACAUACCAUUAGAUCUUAAAGCGGGACGAGGCGUGAACUGAAAUUUGCAGUUUACGUCUUUUCAAAAUAAGUUAAUUACAACUUUAUAUUCUGACAAAGGUCGGUGGUUACCUACAUGAUGUCAAGUUGUGGCUAAUAGAAUGGCGGUUUCGCUAUGAUUCUAGCCUCGUGACCAAUCGAUUUGGUUGAGAUAUACAUAUAAAUUUUAUAUUAAUGUUUCCAAUUUAAAGAAAUUAUAACUCUGAUAUUAAUAAAUAUGCUGAUAUGAUACGAAACACAACGUAUUGGAGCGAACUUCAUGUUUGUUUUUACAAUUUGCAGUUUUACAAGUGCUCAAUAUGAAUAUGGCUCCCGCGAGUUAAUGUCAAAGUUAUGAUUCCUUUAAACAGGAACCUAAUUGUGACCCACUCUUAAUUACUAAUGUAAAUCUUACAACUUUACAAUUAAAAUUUGUAUUCUCUUUCGUA